UAAGUCAGAAAGAAAAAAAACGUAAACAGCAACAGUCACAGCAGUGAAUUUUUCGUGAUAAACAUCUUAUUAAAUUUGAAAGCAAACAACACAACUAAAACAAACAAAAUGGUUCGCCGUGGACGUUCAGCCAGCCCCCCACCAUCCGCCAGACGCGCUGCUCCGGCACCCGCUCGUGCUGCCGCCCCAGUGCCGGCACGUGCUGCCGCCCCACCACCGCCACCAGCACCGAUGGCUGCUCCCCCCAGCGCCGUCGGUAUGCCGGCGCCCCAGCAGCCCUCAAUGUUCCAGCAAAUGGCCGCCACCGCCGGCGGUGUUGCAAUUGGUUCCGCCAUCGGCCACACCGUGGGCCACGGCCUCACAUCCAUGUUCAGCGGCUCUGGCGACAAGGAAGCAGCGGCCCCAGCACCGGCUGCAGCAGCUCCCCAGCAACAGCAGCAGCCGUACUACGCUCAGCCCAACGAACCUCAGGGCACCUGUGCCUGGGAGCUCAAACAGUUCAUCCAGUGCGCUCAGGGCCAGUCGGAUCUGACGCUGUGCGAGGGAUUCAAUGAGGCGCUGAGGCAGUGCAAGACUGCAAAUCAUAUGCAGUAGAGAAGCUGGAAGACAAUACAACAACAAAAACAUGCUCGAGAGAACAUCCUCGGUACAUACACACACAACCGUCACAACCGUCACCUUCCAACAUCGACAGACGGCGUACAAUGUUGAGCUAAAGUUGUUUGUAAAUUAUUUUUUUUCCGUUAGUUUUAAUUGUUUAACUCCCCAAAGGAUAAAAAUUGUUUAACCGUAGUGCGAAAUAUUGUUCAAUAGAAAACCCCAUUGGCAGCAGCCCCAUCGCUGUCAAC
Molecule: messenger RNA, 848 nt
Organism: Drosophila guanche
Lineage: Eukaryota; Metazoa; Arthropoda; Insecta; Diptera; Drosophilidae
Gene: Chchd2
Product: coiled-coil-helix-coiled-coil-helix domain-containing protein 2
Exons: 2
Coding region: 109-594 (161 amino acids)
Biological process (GO): mitochondrion organization
Cellular component (GO): nucleus; mitochondrion
Source: RefSeq, a predicted model, not a curated record